Molecule: messenger RNA, 1251 nt
Organism: Mycena indigotica
Lineage: Eukaryota; Fungi; Basidiomycota; Agaricomycetes; Agaricales; Mycenaceae
Exons: 10
Coding region: 1-1251 (416 amino acids)
Source: RefSeq, a predicted model, not a curated record
AUGUCGUCCACGAACGGAAUCUUCAACGUCCCCGAGCCCACUUCGGCCGAUAUGACGACCGCCGCCCAGGCGCAGGCCGAGGCGAAGACGGCGACGGUAGCGCGGGAGGUCGAGGCGAACGCUGAGCACGCGAAAGACGUCGCCGAGAACGCCGCGUUUGUCGCGCAGUCCAAGGGGCCCGCGCUGACCGGCCAGACCGCGACGGACCGCUUACAAACCGAGGCGUCGAUACGCACGGGCCAGGCGGUCGAGGAGGGGAAGCAGAGCGUCGCGGAGGCACAGGCGGCGGGUGCGGGCUAUGUCCAGCAGGCGAAGGACUAUGCUGCCGGUGCGGUUGCUUCUGCCCAGAGCAUGAUACCCCCGGGCUCCGGGCCGAACGGGGCGCACACGACGGGCGACGUCAUCAGCGGGAUCCAGACCGGCGCGAAUGUGGUGUACAACACGACGAAGGACGCGAUUGCGGCUGCCGGGCCGUAUGUCGUCGCCGCCCAGGACGCGGCGAAGCCCUAUGUCGCCGCGGCGCAGGAGGCGGUGAUGCCCCAUGUCAACAAGGCCACUGAUGUUGCGUCGAGCUACUUGCCCGGGUCAACAACAACAACGCAGACGGCACCAGUGGAGGGAAAGGAUGUUAAGCCUACGUACCUGAAUUCGAGCUGUAGCCAACAGGCAAGAUAUCAUCCCGAUCUGAGUGACGUCACAACCAUCCCUCUUGAACUCCAUCCACCACCACUAACUAAUAUGCCGCACAUGGAACAGCUCCUGGGCCUUGCCCAACAGUUUAUUGGCUCGCAGUCGCACGACCACGACGAGGCUGUCCGCAAGGCAGCGGCAGAGAACCCAGACGACGAGGAGCUCUACCAGCAGGCGUCGAAGCACGUCGCCAAGCGCACCGAAGAACACCGCCCGCCGUCAGACGAGGAGGCAGAGGCUGCCAAGGCCGCACACCACAAGAUCUACAAGCAGGGCGACAAGAGCAAGAGCACGCUCGAGUCGAUGGGCUCCGAUGCCGUCGGGGGCGCGAUCGCGACGCAGGCGAUCCAGAUGUUCCUCUCCAGCGGCGGCAAGGGCGGGUCAGAUGACCUCAUUGCGUUCGCGAUGAAGGAGGCCAGCCAGCUGCUUGGCGGCGACACCGAUUCGGGCUUCAAAGGCGCGGCGAUGCAGAAGGCGGCGAUGAUGGUGUUCAAGAGCCAGCUGUCGGGCGGCGGGAGCGGGGGAGGCGGCGCGGCGUCGUUGCUCGCGAAGUUCUUGUAA